Messenger RNA from Danaus chrysippus (African queen), 1140 nucleotides. NCBI's taxonomy places the organism in Eukaryota, Metazoa, Arthropoda, Insecta, Lepidoptera, Nymphalidae. The record is from the annotation of a GenBank genome assembly.
AUGAUUGUGUUGUCAACAGGUGGGUCGUGGAGAAUUAUGCGUGGGGCGUGCGCGUGCGCGGUGGUGUGCGCGUUGGUCGCGUUGUGCGCGGCCUCGGGGCUGGACGAGGGGACCCGCGCGGCCGCCGAGAGGCAGCUGCUGGCGCUCCUGGGGCUGCCCCACCGGCCGCCGCACACACACCGCCCGCCGCCGCCCGUGCCUCGAGCCAUGCGCCUGCUGUACGAGGGCUCCAUACCCGCGGCCGCCGCCAACACCGCCCGCUCCUUCUACCACACUCACACCGAGCUGGACCACCGCUUCCCCGGCGAGCAUCGCUUCCGUCUGUACUUCAACAUAAGCGGCGUCCCCACGGAUGAGGUCGCGAGGGGCGCGGAGCUCACGUUCCAGAGGGCUGUUGGGACGACCGGCAAUCAGAGACUGUUGUUAUACGACGUGGUCAGACCCGGGCGGAAGGGUAAGAGCGAACCCAUACUGAGGUUACUGGACUCUAUACCGCUCAAACCUGCCGAGGGGACGGUGAAUGCGGACGCUCUCGGAGCUGCGCGGAGAUGGCUCAAGGAGCCUAAACAUAAUCAUGGACUUCUAGUGCGUGUUUUAGAGGAGGGGUCGGGUAGUACGGACGCUAAGUUUCCACAUGUGCGUGUGAGGAGACGUGCGACGGACGGUGAUGAGGAGUGGCGGGCUUUACAGCCGUUGUUGAUGCUUUAUACGGAGGACGAGCGAGCGAGGGCUGCCAGAGAACGUGGAGAAACGAAGUUGACGAGGAACAAGCGCGCGGCUCAGAGGAGAGGCCACCGCGCGCACCACAGACGCAAGGAGGCGAGAGAGAUCUGCCAGCGACGGCCAUUGUUCGUGGAUUUCGCGGACGUCGGCUGGAGUGAUUGGAUCGUCGCCCCUCACGGGUACGACGCGUACUAUUGCCAGGGCGACUGUCCGUUCCCGCUAGCUGAUCACCUGAACGGUACAAAUCAUGCUAUCGUUCAAACUCUGGUCAAUUCAGUGAACCCAGCGGCUGUGCCUAAAGCGUGCUGUGUUCCCACGCAACUCUCAUCUAUAUCAAUGUUAUAUAUGGACGAAGUGAACAAUGUGGUGCUUAAAAAUUAUCAAGAUAUGAUGGUUGUGGGCUGUGGUUGCCGAUGA